GCCGCUCCCUCCGGCUCGUCGUUCAGCACUCUGUAACACUCACAGAUAAAUGCUCAGCUGGUUUUGGAGGCUGCUCAGGCGUGGAUUUCUGACUGUAAUCAAAAAGGAUUUGCUCAUACUUUUCGAAAGUCCCCAGCAGCUGGAGCUCCUUGUUUCUCUCAUCUUCCAUCCCAAGUGCAGUCCACGGUUUGGGAGUGAUGGAGCGUCUGAAGUUGGUCCUGCAGUAUUUCCAGUCUAACUCCGAGUCCAUCUCCAAUGGCAUCUAUGUAAUCCUCUCUCUGGUCAGCAUCAAGCUCUACUCCAGUUUUGACUUCAACUGCCCGUGCCUUCCUCAGUACAACAAACUGUACUCCCUGGGAGUGAUGACCGUCCCGCCCAUCAUACUCUUCUUCCUGGGGGUCCUCAUAAAUCGACACAUAGGUGUCAUGAUAGACGAGUGGCUGAGACCAAUUGGAAACAGAUCCAAAAAUCCUGCUGUGGUUAAAUACCUCUUCUCAGCCAUGAUCCAGAGGGCCAUGCUGGCGCCCAUGGUGUGGAUCCUGAUCACUUUGUUGGACGGAAAAAUCUUUGUCUGUGCGUUCAGCAUGAGUGUGGACCCUGCACUUUUCUCAGGUGUACCCAACAACACUGGACUGGAUGUAGUCAAGAUCAUGGCCAAAGUGCCCUGCAAAGAAGACGUUAUUUUCAGAGACAGCUCUUUCCGUAAAUCGGUUUCUCGCUAUGUGCGCUGCUAUUCACAGGCCGUUGGCUGGUCCAUCCUCCUGUUCCUGAUCGUGCUGGGAGCACUGGGACGCCUCAUCAAGCCCUUCUUCGACGACCACGCCAACUUCCUGCAGACACGUUACUGGAGCAACUACCUGGAUGUGGAGCAGAAGCUUUUUGAUGAAACUUGUGUCCUACAUGCUCGUGACUUUGCCCGGAAAUGUGUGGUGCAGUUCUUUGAGGACAUGCGGGAUGACGCUGUGCUUCGUAUUCCACAUCCAGCCUUCAUGGCAGACCUGGGAGAAGACCUGGAGGACGAGGACGAGAGGCUUCAUGGGAUAACCAAGCAGGAGCAGGUGGACCAGCUGCUCAACAAGUGGUACUGUAGCAAACCUGAGCUGGACGUGACGAGGACGGCCGUCAGACCCCGGGCCUGCGUCACCUGGGAGGACUGGAGAGGGAGGGCUCUAUACUCAGAUGUCUAGAGUAGACUGAGCUGGAUAUGCAGUCGCUCCAAAACUACUACCCCAUUUUUUAAUUAAACAUGUAUUUAUUUAAUUUUGCUGGUGUUAAAAUAAAAGUCAACCGUCAUCAUAGGUUUAGUUUUAGCAAUAUAUAUUUAACAACAUGAAGUCAAAAACAAAAGUCCAUAGGGGAAAUACUAAGCACCACCAUGAUUAAAUCCACCUUUCAGCAAUAACUUGAAGUAAACAUUUCUAUAUGAUACGUGUGUGUGUGUGUGUGUGUGUGUGUGUGUGUGUGUGUGUGUGUGUGUGUGUGUGUGUGUGUGUGUGUGUGUGUGUGUGUGUGUGUGUGUGUGUGUGUGUGUGUGUGUGUGUGUGUGUGUGUGUGUGUGUGUGUGUGUUAUGCGUGACCACUAAGGGGCCCCCAAGAGUUAAAAAAUAAGAUAAUUUUUUUAUGUGUGAGUGAUGAUUCAUACAUUAUCAAAGGUAUGUUAUUGUACAAAAACACAAUAGUUAAUAUUAUUACAUCAACAAUAUUAUGUUAGACUUACAGAAGAGUAUUAGGGCCAUGCAGGAGAAAAAAUAUUUGAGAGGGGAAGUUUUUUUUUUAUUGUGCACUUCGAAAAAAAAUAAAUGUCGAGAAAAAAGUCGAAAUGAUGAGAAAAAAGUCGAAAUGUCGAAAUUAAUGUUGAAAUACAAUUUCGAGAAAAAAGUCGAAAUGUUGAGAAAAAAGUCGAAAUGAUGAGAAAAAAGUAGAAAUGUCGAAAUUAAUGUUGAAGCACAAUUUCGAGAAAAAAGUCGAAAUGUUGAGAAAAAAGUCAAAAUUUCGUGAAUAAAGUUGAAAUGUUGAGAAAAA
Messenger RNA from Cololabis saira (Pacific saury), 2022 nucleotides. It is a transcript of the gene calhm3, whose product is annotated as calcium homeostasis modulator 3. The transcript has 5 exons. Lineage: Eukaryota; Metazoa; Chordata; Actinopteri; Beloniformes; Belonidae. Gene Ontology annotation, molecular function: monoatomic cation channel activity. Bases 198 to 1187 code for a protein of 329 amino acids. The record is from RefSeq and is a predicted model, not a curated record.